Molecule: messenger RNA, 2733 nt
Organism: Seriola dumerili (greater amberjack)
Lineage: Eukaryota; Metazoa; Chordata; Actinopteri; Carangiformes; Carangidae
Gene: wdr1
Product: WD repeat domain 1
Exons: 15
Coding region: 99-1919 (606 amino acids)
Biological process (GO): positive regulation of actin filament depolymerization; sarcomere organization; locomotion
Cellular component (GO): cortical actin cytoskeleton
Molecular function (GO): actin filament binding
Source: RefSeq, a predicted model, not a curated record
UUUGUGUGAUCGGGGAGUGCACAGCCGGGGGAGCUUCACUGUCUCCACUUUUUCAUUCAUUUGGAAGAGUAACGUUAAGCAAGAGACCAGCAGGGAAAAUGCCGUAUGAACUGAAACAUGUAUUCGCCAGCCUCCCGCAGAUGGAGAGGGGAGUUGCGAAAGUGAUUGGCGGCGAUCCCAAAGGCAACAACUUCCUGUAUACCAAUGGGAAGUGUGUCGUCAUCAGGAACAUUGAAAACCCGGCUAUCGCAGAUAUUUACACUGAACAUGCCCAUCCAGUUACUGUUGCCAAGUAUGCCCCCAGUGGAUUCUACAUUGCAUCUGGAGAUGCAUCUGGAAAGAUCCGUAUCUGGGACACCACCCAGAAGGAGCACCUGCUCAAGUACGAGUACACCCCUAUUUCGGGGAAGAUUAAGGACAUUGCAUGGACAGAGGACAGCAAGAGGAUUGCAAUUGUUGGUGAUGGACGAGAGAAGUUUGGGGCAGUGUUCCUGUGGGACUCUGGCUCCUCAGUGGGGGAGGUUUCCGGCCACUCCAAAUUAAUCAACAGUGUAGACAUAAGGCAGAAACGCCCUUACCGCCUUGCCACUGCCAGCGAUGACACCUCUGGUUCCUUCUACGAGGGGCCUCCCUUCAAGUUCAAGUUCACAUUACGUGACCACAGCCAGUUUGUCAACUGUGUCCGUUUCUCUCCAGAUGGAAGUCGGUUUGUGACAGCUGGUGCUGAUGGCCAGAUUUUCAUCUAUGAUGGAACAAAUGGCGAGCGUGUCUGCUCGCUGGGUGGAGAGAAGGCUCACAAAGGAGGAAUCUAUGCUGUCAGUUGGAGUCCUGACAGCUCCCAACUGAUCUCUGCCUCGGGGGACAAGACCGUGAAGCUCUGGGACGUUGGUGCAGGUACGGCUGUCACCACCUUCAACAUGGGCACUGAUGUGUCCGACCAGCAGCUGGGCUGCCUGUGGCAGAAAGACCACCUCCUCAGCAUCUCCUUGUCAGGAUACAUCAACUACCUGGACAAGAACAACCCUGACCGGCCCAUACGCACAAUCAAGGGUCACACCAAAUCCAUCCAGUGUCUGACAGUUCACAAAAAUGAUGGCCGAUCAUACAUCUACUCGGGGAGUCACGAUGGCCACAUAAAUUACUGGGAUUCAGAAACUGGGGAGAACGACUGCUUCUCAGGAAAGGGCCACAGCAACCAGGUGAGCAAGAUGGUGACUGAUGAAGCCAACGAGCUGGUGACAUGCAGCAUGGAUGAUACGCUGCGUUACACCAACGUCAACAAGAAGGAGUACAGUGCCUCUGAUCUGGUGAAGAUGGAUUUCCAGCCCAAAAGCGUGUCAGUUGCACCAGGAGGGCUGUCACUGGCUGUCUGCAUUGGGCAGGUUGUCUUGCUGAAGGAUAAGAAGAAAGUCUUCACACUGGACAAUCUCGGCUAUGAAGCAGAGGUGGGAGUUGUCCACCCUGGUGGCACCACGGCUGCAGUGGGGGGAACAGAUGGGAAAAUCCGUCUGUACUCAAUUCAGGGCAAUACUCUGAAGGAUGAGGGUCAAACAAUUGAGGUUAAAGGUCCGAUCACAGACAUGGCCUACUCUAAUGAUGGAGCCUAUCUGGCUGUCAUUGAUGAGAAGAAAGUGGCCACGGUCUUUACUGUGGCAGACGGCUACUCGGUCAAAAGUGAGUUUUACGGACACCAUGCCAAACCAGUGACCUUGGCCUGGUCACCUGAUAACGAGCACUUUGCGACUGGUGGGAUGGACAUGAUGGUUUAUGUCUGGACGGUGAGCGAUUCAGACCAGAGGCUCAAAAUCCCAGACACUCACCGGUUGCACCAUGUUAGUGGCCUGGCCUGGGUAGAUGAGCACACUCUAGUCACCGCCUCCCACGAUGCCAGCAUCAAGCAGUGGACAAUUAAAUACUGAGCUGAACAAACAUCCACAUCUCCAGGGACAAGGACUACUGUAGAAUUCAAUCCUUUUUUUUUUUUUUUUCUUUUUUCUUUUUUUUUAAUUGUUUUCAUUAUCUGAACGGUGUUCUAUGCUGUCUGUAAACAUCUGAAUUGUAAAUGGUUAUGGAUGAGGCUCCCAUAAAAGUUAUCCAAGAUAAUGUAUUUGAUGCGAAUAACCUCCACUUACACCGAGAUGAAAUAUACAAUGUAACCAUGAGUGCUUUUCCAUCUCUUUGAGCGUUAUGGACCCAGAAAAAUAUUUGUAAGCUCAACAUUCCAUAGGUCAUAGCCUUCACUCAGUUUCAACUGAAAUACUUGUCUGUGGUUGGGCUCAAUACAUCUUUACUUAAUGGAUGAACCAAAAGCAAGUUGUUUGUUUAAAUCAACAAAAUCCUGUUUGAAAGAAAUGAAACCUUUUGGUUACAUUCCUGAAAUGAGACGUAACUGGUCCUAACUGCAAUUGCCUGUCACUUUUUACUUUCAAGGUUUUAAGGGGGGUGGGUGUUGUUGCUUUUUGCUUUGUCUUAGGUUUAAUUCUUUUUGUGAUUCAUAACUCUUCUUGUUGGACUGGGGAGCAAUAAUAGGAAGUGAAAGAACAAAUUAUGUAAACAAUCAAAAUGCUGUCUGUUCAGUUGAAGGUCCUGUGUUGUUGCUGUGUCUUUGUUUGGGCCCACUAUGCUUGUCUCACUUACUUUUUUUUUUUCAUAUCUUUUAUGCAUCUGCUUCCAAAGUGGAAGUGAUUCAUUAAUAAUAACAAUGAUUAUAAUAAAAAAAACACUUUUUAUGCA